Brachypodium distachyon (stiff brome) is the source of this 3581-nucleotide messenger RNA. RefSeq names its product probable inactive leucine-rich repeat receptor-like protein kinase At3g03770. The record is from RefSeq and is a predicted model, not a curated record. Gene Ontology annotation, molecular function: ATP binding; protein binding; protein kinase activity. Gene Ontology annotation, cellular component: membrane. Gene Ontology annotation, biological process: protein phosphorylation. NCBI's taxonomy places the organism in Eukaryota, Viridiplantae, Streptophyta, Magnoliopsida, Poales, Poaceae. The transcript has 9 exons. Bases 693 to 3086 code for a protein of 797 amino acids.
UAGGAGAGGGAAAAGGGGGCACUGGGCUCACAUCUGAUUGUCCCUUUGCCAGCCUCCAUUUCUCUACAGCUCAACCUCUUGGAGAAUCCUUGUCCCUUUGCCCCAUGUUUGUGCCACCCCGUGAUGCCCAGCGGCAGUGGAGUAUAGUAGAGCUAGCAUAUGAUUCCCUCGCAAACCCCCAAAACUUGAACCUUUUUCAGUUUGUAUACAUUCAUCUGCACUGUAGUGUUAGUGCUGCUUCAGUUGGCUAGCUCAAAGUUCUUGAAGAAACCAAUGCAAAUCCUGGGAGGUUUCUUCAUAGAGAGGGAUUAACCUGCAGAUAUUGGUAUCUUGUUCUUCCUUGCUUUGGGGUGAAAAGAACCGGUGGUGCAGCACUAGCAGUGACCAGUGAGUCAGAUCUGUGUGUUGGAUUGCAGCACAUUGUUUUUCUGGUGACCAGUAGCUAUCUUCAAUAACUAUACAAGCUCCUCUCACCUUAACUUUUCUGAGCCGAGCUCGGCUGCUAGCUAGCUGCUGGUGCCUCCAUCCAUGCUCUCAAGCUCAUUUCAUCUUUUGGCUCCCAGUAAUGUCCAAGAACUUAGAUCAAUCUUCUUGCUCCCAAUAGUUAAUCCUAGAUUUUAGGACCCUUGAUCGAGCCAGGAAAGCUAGUGGGUAGAAACAGAUUGAGGUUAGGCUGAAGGAAUCUUCAGAAAAUGGGUGGAACCCAUGCUCUGCUCCUCCUGCUGUCGGUGGCAGCGGCGGCGCUGGCAGCAUUGGCUCCGGGAGCCACGGCGCUUCAGGCCUCGCAGGCGUGGUCUCUCCUCAAGCUCCGGCAGCUGCUGGGCGACCCACCGGCGCUCAGCAGCUGGCGCAACUCCACCGACUUCUGCUACGGCGGCGACUACAAGACCGCCUCCGCCUUCGUGGAGUGCUACGACGACAGCGUCACGCAGCUCCACAUCAUCGGCGACCCCAGCGCCGGCGCCGCCCGGCCGCUGCCCAAGACUUUCUCCAUAGACGCCUUCUUCACCACGCUGUCGCGGCUGCCGGACCUCAAGGUGCUCACGCUCACCAACCUCGGCCUCUGGGGUCCGCUGCCGGGGAACAAGAUCUCCCGCCUCGCCUCCCUCGAGAUCGUUAACGUCAGCUCCAACUACCUCUACGGCGAGCUCCCCCGGGGACUCUCCAGGCUCCCCAAUCUCCAGACUCUCGUGGCCGAUAACAACAUGCUCAGCGGCGGCUUCCCGGAUUGGCUCUCGGGCGGGGAGAAGCUGCCGCUCCUGGCCGUGCUGAGCCUGCGGAACAACAGCCUCUCCGGGACGCUCCCGGAGUCCGUGGUCAAGGCCAUGCCGUCGCUGCGGACGCUCGUGCUCGCGUCCAACAACAUCUCCGGGAACCUGCCGGACCUGAGCGCGCUGGAGCACCUCCAGGUGGUGGACAUGGCGGGGAACUCGCUGGGACCGGAGUUCCCGCGGCUGGGGCGGAAGGUGGCCAGCGUGGUGCUCGCGGGGAACAGGUUCAGCGACGCGCUUCCGGAGGAGCUCCUCGCGUCCUGCUACCUCCUGGAGCGGCUGGACAUUUCGUCGAACAGGUUCGUGGGGCCGUUCCCGCCGGCGCUGCUCUCCCUGCCGUCCAUCGAGUACCUUAGCAUCGCCGGGAACAGGUUUACCGGCAAGCUCUCCGGCAACGCCUCCUGCGGCGAGAACCUCCGCUUCGUCGACCUCUCGUCGAACCUCCUCACGGGGAGCCUCCCCGCCUGCCUCGCCGCCCGGAAUAAGGACUCCGGCUCCAUGACGGUGCUCUUCUCUGCCAAUUGCCUCUCUGCCGACGGCAAAGACGAUUCCCAGCACCCGUCGCCGUUCUGCCAGAACCAAGCUCUGGCCGUUGGGAUAGUGCCUGAAAAGGCACACAAGAAGCCGGGCGCGAAGGGCGGCCUCGUGGCCGCCAUUGUCGCCGCCGUUCUCGGCGGAGCGUUGGUCGUCGGCGCCGCCAUCUUCUUCGCGGUGAGGAAGGCGAGCACCCCCAAGGCGCGGCCUCCCCGGAGACUGCUGGAGCACGCAUCGAGCGCUUAUCCAUCCAAUUUGUUCGCCGAUGCGCGUUACAUAUCUCAGACAGUGAAGCUGGGGGCUCUUGGCAUUCCGGCGUACCGAUCAUUCUCGUUGGUCGAGCUCGAGGCGGCAACCGACAACUUCGAAGUCUCUAGCCUGAUGGGGCAAGAUGCUCAUGGCCAGAUGUACCGGGGAAGGCUAAGCAACGGGACACCGGUAACAAUCAGGACCCUGAAGGUCAAAAAGAGCCAGUCCUCACAAAGCUUCAACCGUCACAUCGAGAUGAUAUCGAAACUCAGGCACCGGCACCUUGUCAGUGCGCUCGGGCACUGCUUCGAAUACAACCUCGACGAUUCCACGGUGACGCAGCUGUACCUCGUGUUCGAAUACGUGCAGAACGGGAACCUCAGGGGCAGGAUCUCACAAGGAACGGAAGGGCGAAGGCUCACCUGGGGGCAGAGAAUAUCAACCACCAUCGGUGUCGCCAAGGGCAUUCAGUUCUUGCAUGGAGGGAUCAUACCUGGCCUCUUUGCGAAUAACCUGAAGAUCACCAACAUUCUUCUGGAUCAGAACCAGGUUGCAAAAAUCGGCAGCUACAAUAUCCCCAUUCUAUCAGAGACGACUACGAAAUCCGAGGGAGGAGCUGGAAACAAGUAUGCAUCUGAUAGGGUACCCAAUGGUGAUAAGAUUGACAUCUACGAUUUUGGUGUGAUACUACUUGAGGUUAUCUCAGGCAAACCCAUCAGUUCCAUAUAUGAGGUAGAAAUAAUGAAAGAACAGUUGCAAUCGGCGCUGACAGCGGAAGGACCGAGCAGGAGGAGGAGCUUCGUCGACCCGGCGGUGAGCAAGGGGUGCUCGGACGAGUCGAUGAGGACUGUCAUGGAGAUCUGCCUGAGGUGCCUGGCCAAGGAGGCGAAGCAGAGGCCUUCGGUGGAGGACGUGCUGUGGAACCUGCAGUUCGCCGCCCAAGUGCAGGGUGACUGGAGAGGGGACUCACGGAGCAGCGAGGAGUCCCCUCUUUCGCCGUCCAAGGUCCCCGCAGAAUCAGCAGACUACUGACGAGUAGGCAGGGGACCUGAAUUCUGACUGAAAUGACAUGCUGCCCGUGUUCUUGGGCAUCUAGCAGACUAGCAGGGUGAGGAAAAAUAUCGGCAAGCUCGUAACGAAGAAUGAUGUGAACACUUACCAGUAUGAUCAGCAUGGUUGCAGGGGAAAACUGCACAUGAUAAAUUUCAGGCAAACUGUACAGCAGCUGCAGCUGAAGCUGGACCGCGUGAUACAGAUGACAUCGUUAGUUGAAUCUCGUAUCCUGCAUUGCAUCAGGAGGGCCUUUUUCUUUUCAGAACAUCAAGAGGGCUUUGGAUCAUUUGAGUAGUGACCAUGUACAUAAGCGCCAUGGUAUUUGUUUUUCCUCCUCUGAUAGGACUAAAUGUAACAUGUUGAAGCAGUAGUAGAUAUUUUCGUUUUGGGUUGGGAUGCAAAACAAGGGAGAAAAAUUUUGUAACAGUAAUUGUGAUAUUCCAAUAAACCAUUAUUGUGUUGCUUAGACUUCGA